Chrysoperla carnea is the source of this 797-nucleotide messenger RNA. Its product is annotated as HMG1/2-like protein. The transcript is spliced from 4 exons. Bases 118 to 750 code for a protein of 210 amino acids. The record is from RefSeq and is a predicted model, not a curated record. NCBI's taxonomy places the organism in Eukaryota, Metazoa, Arthropoda, Insecta, Neuroptera, Chrysopidae. Gene Ontology annotation, molecular function: transcription cis-regulatory region binding.
GUACACAAAUGUUUACAAAUUAUUUAACACUUGUUUUGAAUUAAGUUGAGUGAUGGGAAGAAAAUUAAAAUAAAUGUUUAAUUAAAAUCUUGAUUUAAAGUAAAAAAUCUGAGUACAAUGUCAGACGAUUCAGAACUUGACGACGAACAACCCCAGUAUGAUAUUUAUCAAAAAAAGUACCAAUUAUUAUUAGAACGAUGUGAUGUUUUGCAGCAGGAUAACGAACGAUUAGUAAAUAGAUUGUAUUAUAUCAAAAAAAUGGUUAAAAGACGAAAAGUAGAAUGUAAAUUCAUAAUGGAUAGGUUAGAUUCGCAUGGGGAUGAUUGGAGAAAUGCACCAGCCCCUGAACAGGAUAUUAAACCAGAUAUUAGUAAUUUAAUAAAACCACCAACAAUAAAAGUUGAAAAAGGUAUAGGAAGUAAUUCAAAAGUAAUAACAGAUAAAUCAAAGAAAAAAGUGAAAAAGAAACCAACAAAAUCAGAAAAACCAGAACGAGAUCCAAAUGCACCAAAAAGACCAGCAAAUCCAUUCUUUCAAUUUUGUCAAGAGCAACGAACUAUUGUUAUGGAACGAUUAAAUUCUGAGUUAAAACCAGGUGAACCUGAACCGUCAAAACAAGAACUUACUAGACAAUUAGCAAUUAAGUGGAAAACAUUAACUUCUGAAGAUAAACAAGUUUACGUAGAUAUGUACGAACGUUCAAAAGAAAAAUAUGCUAUCGAAAUGGAUGCAUAUAAUUGUAAAAAUUAAAUCAAAUACAAUUAAUAUCAAUUAACAAGAAAACAAAAUAUAAUUAA